AUGAACUUUAUUAGAAAAUUUAUAGGGACAACUACGACGGAUGAAGUUGCCCUGCUUCCUUCAGGUAAACUUUUUCUCACGCGAUCAAAACAGUCACCUAAAGGUGCAAUUGAAUGUCUUUAUAAUGACGCAUUUGCCUCGAUAAAACAAACAAACACACCGUUUCUUUAUCAGUUGAGUAUAAUCAAAGUUUAUCAGGAAGGCGAGAGUGAGUUUGGUAGCAAUUCUGGAUUUGACGAGGACGAGGAUGAAGAUGAUGACGAUGAAAAUGGAGGUAGUUUGGGAGGCGUUGUGGCUUCCGGACGUUCGUCUAGUUCGUUAUUGUCCAACUCACAUUUCGAUUCCAGCAACAACUCUAAAGAUGAAUGGAUUUUCCCCUUGAAUGAAGAGUUGAAAAUCUUCAAAUACGAGAAACUGGAUGGAACCAGAGCAAUUGCAUGGAAUGACUUGAAUGGAGAUUUGGGUGACAGAUUUGAGUUUAUUGUUGAUGAAGAUAUAAGAAUAAGCGAUUUCGAUCUGUUUGUGGUGACUAUCUACAAGUGUCUUUAUGAGAACAAGUAUCAAGAAAGUUCAAUGAGAUUGAAUGGUAUGAGUAAAUUGAAGGAGUUUGUGUAUAGCCCAAAGCAGGAAUUGUUGAAUUUCGAUGAUCUGGAAAAUUCGGAAAAUUCUGGUGAUGAUUAUGAAGAAGAAGAGGAAGAAGAGGAAGAAGAAGAAGAAGAAGAGGAAGAAGAGGAAGAGGAGGAAGAGGAGGAAGAAGAGGACGAGGAAGAUGAGGAAGAAGAGGACGAGGAAGACGAUGGUGAAGAUGAUGUAGAUGAGGAAGAAGAAGAGGAAAGGAACAAUGAGACAUACAAGGAUCAAAAAGAGCAAUUAUCCAAGCAUGAUACCGAUAGUGCUAGUACUAGCGAAAAAGAGAACAGCGAUGUGGAACCAAUAGGAAAAGUUGUUUACUCAACGAAAAAGUUUACCCUACAUUUAUUUGACUCCACGACUGGAUCGUUUCAUUUAAAAAGCUCGUUUCCCGAAUUGAAAUUGAUAGACUUGAGCAAAUGGGAGUAUACUUUAUACAUCAAAGGAGAAAAUGGGAUCAAGAUUAAUAAUAUAUUGAGCAGGAACAUGAAUCCCACAUUUAAUUUUGAACAUUUGUCAUUCAUUUUUAAUCAUUAUUCUGUUUCUCAAGAUGGCGUUACUGCCAACUCAUGGUUACUCAAAUUUCAUAUUUUUAAUGACUUGGUGAAUUUUCAAAAUAAGUUCUUGACACUAAUGUACGAAACGUUGAAUAAAAAGAAAUUUGGUGACCAAUCCGAACAAGACUAUAUUGUUGAUGCAUUUUCUCAUUUAGAUGUGAGUAGCGAGGAUGAAGAAGAGGUGAAGAAAAUUGCAGAAGAAGAAGAAGAAGAAGAAGAAGAAAAUGAAGAUGAAAAAGAAGAAGAUAAAGACGAGGAGGAACCCGAACAUGAGGCUGAAGAAUUCAACGAGGAGCUCAACAAUUUUAAAAAAAAGAAUAGAAAUACAUAUUUAGCUGUUGGCUACAAAGGUCGCACAUUUGUUGCUCGAGGUGAUAAAAUAGGCGUUUUCAGCCAGGGAAACAAAAAUUUGAACUAUGAAGUUACAAUAAAUAACGUAUCUGACUUGAAAGGGAACCCUCUCGACCCGAAAAAAAUGUUGCUUCAUCAAGAGGACCAGUACUUGGUUCUAUCUAACCCAGCGUUAAACGACAAAGCCCUUUACAAAAUGGAUCUCAAUCGUGGUAAAGUAAUUGAAGAAUGGCAAGUUUCCGAGACCCUCCCCCUCAAGUCGUAUGCCCCAACAUCCAAGUUUGCACCGAUGUCGAAUGAGCAAACCUUGACUGGUAUAUCUUCCAACAAUUUAUUCACUAUUGAUCCACGACUUGCUGGUGUCAAGUUGGUAAAUGAUCAUACCCACAAGGCAUACAAAACUACAAAUAAUCAAUUUCAGACUUUGGCAACAACAGAAAAAGGUCACCUUGCGGUGGGUUCAGCAAAAGGUGACAUUAGAUUAUACGAUAGAUUAGGUAUCAAUGCAAAAACCGCAUUACCUUCACUUGGUGAUCCGAUUUUGGGACUUGACGUGUCCAAAGAUGGUAGAUGGAUUUUGGCUACUUGUAAAACAUAUCUUUUGUUAAUUGACACGAAAAUUGGUUCAGGUCAAAAAAAUGCUGGAAAAUAUGGGUUUGAAAAAUAUUUUGAUAUAGAUAAGAAACCUACACCUCGAAGGUUGGCAUUACAACCAGAACAUGAAGCAUUCAUAACCAAGCAAAAUAACAAGAGUGAAGUCAGUUUUACCCCAGCUUAUUUCAACACUGGUAUCGACAAAAGAGAAACAAGCAUUAUUACCUCUACUGAUAACUAUGUCAUUACUUGGUCACUUUCCAAAGUAUUGAGAAAUCAAAAGAAUCCCUACCAAGUGAAAAGGUACAGUGAAAAGGUCAUUGCUGAUAAUUUCAAGUUUGGAUCUAACAACGAAGUCAUCACUGCUUUUCAAGAUGACGUAUCGAUGACAAGCAGACGUAAUUUAGGAAAUUUUGAUAAGAUUCUUAAUACAGUAUAG
Molecule: messenger RNA, 2571 nt
Organism: Lodderomyces oxycetoniae
Lineage: Eukaryota; Fungi; Ascomycota; Pichiomycetes; Serinales; Debaryomycetaceae
Gene: VID27
Product: Vid27p
Exons: 1
Coding region: 1-2571 (856 amino acids)
Cellular component (GO): cytoplasm; nucleus
Molecular function (GO): protein binding
Source: RefSeq, a predicted model, not a curated record